Beta vulgaris subsp. vulgaris (sugar beet) is the source of this 1336-nucleotide messenger RNA. RefSeq lists its product as hypothetical. Gene Ontology annotation, cellular component: cytosol. The transcript is spliced from 9 exons. Bases 16 to 1071 code for a protein of 351 amino acids. The record is from RefSeq and is a predicted model, not a curated record. Lineage: Eukaryota; Viridiplantae; Streptophyta; Magnoliopsida; Caryophyllales; Amaranthaceae. Gene Ontology annotation, molecular function: nucleotidase activity.
AAAUGUCUUUUGAAAAUGCUUAAAAAAAACAAAAAAAGUCUUUUAGCAGUUUUUUUAUACUUGGUCCCGGGACAUAAUUCAGUCUCCACUUCAAGAGAAUCUGGCAAUUCACCUCUCCUUAACGUCACUGUACUCUGCAGUCUGCGCCACAACAAUGGAGGCUCGACAUACGAUCAUGGUGACCAACGACGAUGGCAUCGACGCUCCUGGCUUGCGAUCAUUAGUUCGAGUCCUCGUAUCCACCAAUCUUUACAACAUUCGAAUCUGUGCGCCAGAUUCACUUGUGCGUGCAGCGAACAAUCAGCUGUUAGCCAUGGGAUAACUUGGCGUCAUCCUAUUUCUGCGAAGAAUGUGGAUAUUGAGGGGGCAACGGCUUUUGCAGUUACAGGUACACCGGCAGAUUGUUCAUCUUUGGGAGUCUCUGAUGCUCUGUUUCCAUCAAUUCCUGAUCUGGUACUUAGUGGCAUAAAUAUGGGAAGUAACUGUGGUUAUCACAUUGUUUACUCUGGGACUGUAGCGGGAGCUCGAGAAGCAUUUUUCAAUAAUAUACCAGCGAUAUCGCUGUCAUAUGAUUGGGUUGGAGGUGUGAGCAACAUUGAUGAUUAUACUGUAGCUGCUGAGGCGUGUCUGCCAAUCAUAAAUGCAGUGCUAGCUGAGAUAAAAAGUAAAACCUACCCACAAAGAUGUUUUGUGAACAUAGACCUGCCAACAAAUAUCCGGUGUCACAAGGGUUACAGAUUGACGACGCAGGGUAAAAGUAUCUACAAAAUGGGGUGGCGGCAAGUUACUUCUACUGCACAAGGAAAAAUGUUGUCAACAAUGGUAAUGGAUAUGAACUCAUCAGAGUCUCUCGAUGACAGUUCGUCAGCAGUGUCUCGAGGCCAAAAAUUAUUCAGGAGAGUGGCGAUAGAACACUCAAUUGACGACACAGAUAUCGACGCUCGAUCUUUGCAAGAAGGAUAUAUAUCAGUUACUCCUCUGGGUGCAAUCUCGCCUGCAGAGCCAAAUUGUCAAGCAUACUUUAAAAAUUGGCUUCCAGGUGUCCUGGAUCGUUCAUUUUCAGCCUUGUGAUUAGUGCGCUACAUAUCUCAGCAAACCCAUAUCAUCCAUUCAUAAAUACUCUAUAUUGUUUAUGAUACCUAGCUCUGUUUCUAUCAUGUGCUGCAACUUGUAGAUUCAAGCAACUCAUUGCCUUGAAGCUUUAGUUAGGUUUCAGUUCAAAUAGGGUUUGAGUACCUGAAAUGUAAUAUUUCCAUGUCAAAUUAUUUUGUGGACAGUUUCAAAAAAGGGUAACUUAGAAAAUGACGAGAAUGAAGGCUCUUUGUGUUUUCUUUUA